Chaetomium strumarium is the source of this 526-nucleotide messenger RNA. RefSeq lists its product as uncharacterized. The transcript has 3 exons. Lineage: Eukaryota; Fungi; Ascomycota; Sordariomycetes; Sordariales; Chaetomiaceae. The record is from RefSeq and is a predicted model, not a curated record. The coding region runs from base 41 to 328 and encodes 95 amino acids.
AACAACUUCGUUCCCACGAGAUGGUGCCUUCGAAAAGCAUAUGGCUUCCCGUGCUCCCUUGGCCUUUCUUGGGUCGCCCUUUCUUGGCCUCUGCUGCGGCUCUCGAGAUCGCCAAGACAAACAGUUACGUUACGUCGACGCUAGUGACCAGCCGCAUUGCGCUGUUGCUGUGCUGGACGUCAUCUGGUUGUUGAUGAAUGCGGAUGCAGAAAACAUCGAAAGUGUCUUUUGGUUAAAAUCCGUACUGUGGGCAAUCGCUUGUUGGCUGACUAGAACUCACAAGCAACACCACCUCGUCACUCACUGUCAUUCAUCCGCUCUACACUAGACUCUGUUUUCUCUUCUUUUCUUCCUUUUGCCCACAGUGGAGAACAUAUCUAAGACACGCCGAUGAACUAUUGACCAUGAUUUAUAAGCCCGAGAGCCUCUCAUUUUGGAAUGCUUUCUCUGAUUCAAAGCUGGACUAUCCUAAUGCGGAAGGAGGAAGCAAGGGCUUGCAAGUUGCGCCAAGCACCGUACAGUUCCG